CUCCGGUAUGCCUCGUGUUCCAGAAAAUGAGCGCUUAAGAUGCAUUGACCAGUAGUCCAAUUCGAUGCAGCUGCAAUGCUUUCAAAAUUCGAACACCAACGGCUAUUUAGUCGCAGCUGCCACACCCACUUCAAAACCCAACAGUCGAGCAACGAUUAUAUCAGCUCGUUGUGCAAGCAAAAUCUCUUCAAACAAGCUCUCCAUGCUUUCGAUUUCGUCCGGAACAAUACCCGUUUCUGUAUAAGUCUCAGCACUUAUGCCCGUCUGCUCCUCGCCUCUUCUUCUUUAAAGUCCCUCGAGCAUGGCCGGAGAGUCCAUGAUCAUUUGCUGGGGUCUAAUUCUCGCGCCGAUGUCGUCCUCCACAAUCACAUUCUCAAUAUGUAUGGGAAAUGCGGGUCAUUGGCUGAUGCACGGAAGGUGUUCGACGGAAUGCCUGAGAGGAAUGUUGUCUCUUGGACUUCGAUGAUUGCUGGGUAUUCCCAGAAACAUCAGGAGGAGGAAGCAGUUAGGUUUUAUUUUGGGAUGCGACGUUCAGGUCUCGUGCCUGAUCAGUUUACGUUCGGAAGCAUGAUUAGAGCGUGCUCGGGUAUGGUCGAUGUCGAGUUGGGGAGGCAGCUGCAUGGUCAUGUGGUUAAAUCCGAAUUCGGGACUGAUUCGAUUGUUCAAAAUGCUCUCAUUGCGAUGUACUCAAAAUUUGAUAGAAUUGACGAUGCAGUUGGUGUUUUUGAGAGAAUUGAGAUGAAGGAUUUGAUUUCUUGGGGUUCGAUGAUUUCUGGCUUUGCUCAACAGGGCUGUGAAUUAGAAGCACUGAGCCUUUUCAAGGAAAUGCUUGAGUUGGGUGUCUACUUUCCUAAUGAGUUUGUAUUUGGGAGUGUUUUUAGCGCGUGUAGUGGGCUUUUACAAUUGGAGCAUGGGAAACAGACGCAUGGGUUAAGCAUAAAGUUUGGGUUAGGAAGAGAUUGCUUUGCUGGUUGUUCCCUUAGCGACAUGUAUGCGAAAUGUGGAUGCUUAGAUUCUGCGAGGAAGGCUUUCGGUCAAGUCCAUAUGCCUGAUUUAGUCUCAUGGAAUGCAAUUAUAGCUGGAUUUUCUUACGAGGAUGACAUCAAUGAGGCCAUGCUUCUCUUUUCACAGAUGAGGGAUUCGGGCUUAAAACCGGAUCAGAUCACUGUCCGCUGCUUGCUCUGCGCAUGCACAAGUUACGCUACUCUGAGUCAAGGACAACAGAUUCAUUCCUACAUUGUCAAAAUGGGCUUAGACUUGGAUGUUCCUGUCUGUAACACUCUCCUCACCAUGUAUGCAAAGUGCUCUGAUCUGUCCGAUGCAUUCAAAGCCUUUGAGGAGAUAAAAAGUGGCAGAGACUCAGUUUCCUGGAAUGCAAUUCUUACUUCAUGUAUGCAGCACGAUCAUAUGGACAAUGUUCUUCGACUAAUAAGAUUGAUGCACUGUUCUGAAAACAAGCUCGAUCAGAUCACCAUAAGCAAUGCAUUGGGUGCUUGCGCUCACUUGGCUACUCUAGAAAUGGGGAAUCAAGUUCAUGGCUGUGCUGUGAAGAUGGGGCUCGAGGUUGACCUUUCAGUUGCAAAUGGUUUGAUCGACAUGUAUGCGAAAUGUGGGAGCCUCGAGGAUGCUCAGAAAUUGUUUAAACUUAUGAGCAAUCCAGAUGUCAUCUCAUGGAGCAGUUUGAUUGUGGGGUAUGCUCAUUUUGGGUAUGGGAAUGAAGCUCUAGAACUCUUUAGUGAUAUGCGACAUUUAGGCAUUAAGCCUAAUCAUGUGACCUUUGUUGGGGUUCUUUCUGCUUGUAGCCGUGUCGGUUUGGUAGACGAAGGCUUCCGUUACUACAAAGCCAUGGUGGCUGAACAUGGCAUCGUACCAACAAGGGAGCAUUGUUCGUGCAUGGUUGAUUUGCUGGCCCGUGCUGGUCGCUUAAGAGAAGCUGAAAGAUUUAUUAAUCAAAUGCCAUUUGAUCCUGAUAUUGUAGUGUGGAAGACUCUUCUUUCUGCUUGUAGGACACAUGGAGAUGUGGAGCUUGGAAAGCGAGCGGCGGAAAAUAUCUUGAAGUUGGACCCUUCCAAUUCAGCAGCUCAUGUCUUGCUCUGUAAUAUCUAUGCUUUGAAAGGAUAUUGGGAUGAUGCUGCGAGGCUGAGGAAACUGAUGAAAAGCAGGGGUGUGAGGAAGCAUCCUGGUCAGAGCUGGAUCGAGAUCAGGGACAAGGUCCAUGUGUUUUUAGUAGAAGAUAAAUCACAUCCGGAAGCGAAUGAGAUAUAUGGAAUGUUAGGGGAACUGCGCUUGCAGAUGAGGGAAGCUGGUUACAUUCCCACCCAAAAAAUAAGCUUUGAACGACUCUUAGCAUGACUGAAGCUGGAGUUCCUUGUCUCUCAUUCUAAAAUAUCCGUCAGACCCAAAUUCCGGAUUCCAGUCUCCAUUCAACUGAACUCAUGUUCACUGUUCAGAAUGAUGUGGGCUUCAUUCAAGUAUGGUUGGAGGUCCUUCAACAAUGAAACAGGACAGAAGUAUGGGAUUGAUGACCUAAGAUGAGACUCUUAACAAGAAUUCUUACAAGCAUUCCUAUCUUUGAACUUGUAGGGGGUGUUGGCAGCUUGGAUUUUUGGGCAUUUCGAAUUGGAAUUCAAAUCCAGGCCAAAAUAUUGUGUUUGGCACCCUGGAAUUUGGAGGUUGAAAUCCUAAAUAAGUCCACCUUUCCUUUCCUAUUUAAAAGUUGGCUUGCAAAAUCCUAGGAUUUUGAAAUCCUCUCUAACAGUCAUAUUUUUCAAAUUGGUUAUUUAAAGAGAGCACAUGCCUUCUCCACACCUCCAAAUCCAGGUUGCAAAGCACAAGUUCUAAGUUCUGUAGAUUGAAAAUUUAGGUUGACAAACGCAACUGACAGAAUAUGAAAAUCUCAGGGAUUCCAAAUCCAAGCUGCCAAAUGACCCCCAUAGAAUUUUCUGAAUCUUUAAUCACAAGUUUGCGAAUUUGUGUUGGAAGAAGUUAUCAUUUUCUUUGUCCAAACAACUUUGAUUUAGGUUGUUAUUUCAUCUGCUGGCUGCAGCAACUCAUAAUAUGUGCUGUGUUCUGUAUGGGAGUUGGAUGAAAUUCUAUUUUUCUGAGCAGGUAGGUGCACUUACAGAAGUUAUAGGCAUCAAAACGGCCCCUAACGAGCUCUAUUUCCUUCAAGAAACGCCCUGGAGAGAUCUCGUUCUUGCCCAAUCUUCCCUCGAUUUCACCGAAGGCAGAUUUCUGCCAUUAUUAUGAUUUUCAAAGAAGGGAAGAGUAGUAAUUAGAAAAAGGGGUUGGAAUUUGUGAAGAGAUUGUUUCUGUUGAGGAAUUUGCUAAACCCACACGCUUGUGGAGUCUUGCACAUCCAUUUGCAAGCACACAUGGUGGAUUCCGAGGAACCCCAAUCCUCCGAACAAGUUUGCAAUUUCUUCUGCAAACCAUCCAAGAACAAGAACAUCCAAAAACGGACGAUUGACACCGAUGUUGACACUGAAGACGGUGAUCAAGAAAAGUCCAAUAUCUCCUUUCAUCCACAAGCCAAAAAUGCCCCCGAGACUCAAUAACAAGCUCCAUUUCUCAACUGUUGGAUCGUCAAAGAGAGCAACAGAAUCCGCUGAAUCCAAUGCUGAAGAAUCAAAAGACACUCCACUUUUCCAUUUUGAAUCAUCCAAGGAAAUCCAAGUCCACCAUGACAGCCGAGCGACAGCAACCUUAGAAACAGAGACUGAAUUUUCGAAAGAUGCCCGUGCGAUCCUAAAGCAGGCGGUGCAUGCUUUGAAGUGAAAAAAGAAAGGCGUUGAUGACGUGAAGGUGUAUAAAGGGAUCCAUGGGUACACUGAUUACAAAGCUGGCUUCUGACGUGAACAAACGGUUUCAAGUGAGAAGGCUGGUGGGGUUCAUGGACCACUUAGAGCUUCAGCACAAGUCAGGUCUUCAGCGAGGUUUGAUUACCAGCCAGAUAUAUGCAAGGAUUACAAGGAGACUGGUUACUGUGGGUUUGGAGAUGCAUGCAAGUUUAUGCAUGAUAGAGGGGAUUAUAAGCCUGGAAUGCAGAUGGAGAGAGAGUGGGAGGAAGCUGAGAAGGUGAGAAAGAGGAAUUUCGCAUUGGGAGGGAAUGAUGAUGUGGACUGGGAGAAUCAGAGUGAUGAUGAUGAGGAUGAUUCAUUGCCCUUCGUGUGUUUCAUAUGUAGGCAGUCAUUCAAGGAUCCUGUUGUUACAAAAUGCAAACACUAUUUCUGUGAGCAUUGUGCGCUGAAGCACCAUUCAAAGAACACGAAAUGCUACGUGUGCAAUAAGCCGACCCUUGGGAUCUUCAACACAGCUCAUGAGAUCUGUAAAAAAAUGGCAGAGCAAAAAUAAUCAUUUAAACUGUCCAUCCGAUCCCAAUUAAUUGCAAUAAGGCUUAGAUGACGAUGAUGAUGAUAUGAACUGUUCCACCUGAUAAAUGGCUGGUGUACAGUUCACAGGUUGGCUGGUGUGUUGCUGCUGGUGAUGAUUAGCCCAGAAUGAAAGGAGACGACCUGGAACUCUCUGCUCUCCACGUAAAGACAAAUGUAGAAGAGAAAGGAGAUCCUGAAUACAGGGUUUUAUUAGAUCAGGUCCGAAUAUGAUGCUGGCAUGGGUAGGACAAGAUGCUUUAUUAGU
Molecule: messenger RNA, 4638 nt
Organism: Magnolia sinica
Lineage: Eukaryota; Viridiplantae; Streptophyta; Magnoliopsida; Magnoliales; Magnoliaceae
Product: pentatricopeptide repeat-containing protein At3g53360, mitochondrial
Exons: 6
Coding region: 76-2352 (758 amino acids)
Biological process (GO): RNA modification
Molecular function (GO): RNA binding; protein binding
Source: RefSeq, a predicted model, not a curated record